Messenger RNA from Alternaria alternata, 1851 nucleotides. RefSeq lists its product as hypothetical. The transcript has 3 exons. Bases 1 to 1851 code for a protein of 616 amino acids. NCBI's taxonomy places the organism in Eukaryota, Fungi, Ascomycota, Dothideomycetes, Pleosporales, Pleosporaceae. The record is from RefSeq and is a predicted model, not a curated record.
AUGGCGCCCAUCCGCGAGACUUUUCGCAACACGGCGAACCGUGUAGUGGAUGUACUGAAGCAGAAGGCUUACGUCCAUUAUCAACACGGAUGCCUGAAGCUCGAGACUGAUGCUCGCGUCCUCAAGAAAUCCAUUGAGAGCACUGCCCCUUAUCUGGUUCUGACUGGCCUGAGCAACGUCUGUGCUAGCUCCAGUCGUACUCCACUACCACCGCCAAGCAAGAAGCAGCAGACUUCUCGCACCUCAACCACAGGACGUAUCGAGAAGCCCAAGCGUCAUGGCUCUCCCGCAGAGCGAGAUUUCCGGUGGUAUGAUAUGAAGAUGAAGAGGGAGGCUUCCGAGAUGGCGCGCGAGAAAGAGAUCCGCCUCCGAGAGGAGCAGUUGAAGAUGGCGGAAGAGAAGAAACGACAGAAAGAGCUUCGCGCUUCAUCUGAUCAGUGGGCGGUGGAUCGUCAUAUGAGUAUCAAGGCAUCCCGCUCCCAGUUGACGCCGCCACCACCGCCGCCAUAUGUGCCCGAAAAGUCACCCUACAGCGACGAAUUCUACGCGAAUCAGACCCCUGAGGAGCGUCGCAAGUUCAUCCACGAGAGAUUGACCAAUAUCCUUGGCGAGGAGAAGAUGAAGGCUCCGAUCCUUCCUUCUGGUCACAACCCUAUAGAACCCGUCAUUGCUGAGCAUAACAAGCGUGUAGCCACUGAAAGUAUCAUCGAUGCGUUCGAGUCUCGACGUGCUGAGAUUCAACGCCGCGUUGAUGAGCAGAUGUGGAUGGCUCAUCAAGCACACAAGGCUUAUGUGAGGACAGAGGUUCUCUGGAAUCACUACCACAACAUCUACCAGGGGCGCAUUAACAGACUUGCCAUGUACACUGGCGAGAUGGGCGACAACAUCGAUCUCUUAGACAACGCCAUCGCAAACAACGAUGUGUGGGAGGUGGCCAACACCAUUCAAUUCUUGACCCAGCAGAUCUUUGAUCCCGUCCUCGGCCUGCUACAAGAGUGCGACAACGAGAUUCCACUGGCUGUAGACGAUGCCCAGAAGCUCAAGGCUAUUUGGCCUCUGGCGCGUCUCGAGGAGGUCUACGGGUAUCUGGUGAGCAAGGCUGAUGGUCUCGAGCCCCAGGUUGUCUUCAUGGCUCAGCUUAUUGAGGCCAUCGCCCAUCGGAUCAAGAAUCCGACACCGCUUGUGAACCCUCUUGAGCAAGAGCAGCAACCUACCAACAACUUUUGCGCCAAUCACAGCUAUACGAACACCAAUACAGCGGCAAGCUCUAACCCUAUUUCUGACAAUGGAGCUUCUAUAUUAGGUGCGGCUCCUGCUGCUCCUGAAGGAGGAUUUUCGAUCCGUGGCAGAGCGUCUACAUCCGGUGUUGAUCCGGAUGCCUACGUCCCCGGCGCUGCCACUUCCGCACCCGCAGGCUCUGGCAUAUCUAAGCUGACUGCUGCAACCCUCGCAAAAGCUGCUGACAAUCAGCUGGCCUGUUAUCCCGCUGGUUCCGAAAUCCCGUCCAUUACCGUUGAGCCAGUAGACAGUGUCGCGCGGCAAAACGUCAUCCAUUACAUUUCGACCGACAAUAUGGUCCUCGAAACAGAGAUCCAGGACAUGUUCCGCAGCAACGAGAUCAAGAGCAAUCAUCGCCGUGCAGUCAAGGAGUGUAUUGAUGGUCUGUUGAAUGCCGCGAACGGUGAAGAGAGUAUUCUCGGCUCUAUGGAUGCCGGACACUACCGCUCACAGAUCGAGAAGUGUGUCACAAGGAUUGACGCUCUUCCCCUGAAGAUUCGUCAGAACAAGGAUACUCAAGCUCUCAAGAAGCUUUGUGGCCGUGCGCUGAAGAUCUGGGCGAUUCAUGAUUAG